AUGGCUUUCCUGGCAUGGAAACAGGAGUGCAAAAGUUGCUGGGCCCCACGCCCCUCAUCGCCGCCCCGACGAAGGGUGAGACCUCUUCGGCAUCGCGCCUUCAUGUUCGGUGAGAAGGUUCGGUCUUUGGCCACCGGCCAGGGUCAGAAGUCGCAGACCCUGUGCCGCGAUUGCUGCGGAGUGUCGCUGAAAUCUUUGUUCCUGCUCGGCCAUCGCAUCCAAGUGGACUUCAUGAAAGGACAAGCCAGCGUGGAUGGUUGGAUACAUUGCCAGGCCGCUGCCCAGGAUGCCUCGAUGUUGCUGGGAAUGCGCCGGCGAUUGCAGGACGUCCUGUCUCGGCAGCUGGCGCGGAAAUCCGCAGAGGCUUUGACCUCCGACGACGCAGAGGUCGUGAACGUCAUCUCCCAGAUGCUGGUCAUGGAUGUCGAGUAA
Messenger RNA from Symbiodinium sp. CCMP2592, 432 nucleotides. Lineage: Eukaryota; Dinophyceae; Suessiales; Symbiodiniaceae. The record is from the annotation of a GenBank genome assembly.